Molecule: messenger RNA, 3711 nt
Organism: Gasterosteus aculeatus aculeatus (three-spined stickleback)
Lineage: Eukaryota; Metazoa; Chordata; Actinopteri; Perciformes; Gasterosteidae
Gene: rabgef1
Product: RAB guanine nucleotide exchange factor (GEF) 1
Biological process (GO): vesicle-mediated transport
Cellular component (GO): endocytic vesicle; cytosol
Molecular function (GO): DNA binding; zinc ion binding; guanyl-nucleotide exchange factor activity
Source: RefSeq, a predicted model, not a curated record
UCGUCUACAUUCAAAACGGUUUACUCCCGACUUCCACCCCGCUCCCACGUUAGGAUCCAGAAUCCAAUAAAUGUUUGUAACGUUAGUUUAAACCUGUGACCUCAUCGUCAUCACGUCCCCCCCGUCCCCCUCCACCCCCCCGACAGCGACGAGGAGGAAGUGCUCGCGCUCCCGAUCGUGGAAACACGUUCAUUAACGUCGCCGCAGGUCGUGCGGCAUCAUGAGUCAGCGGGCGGAGCGACGAGGCGGGAUCCACGUGGACCAGUCGGACCUACUGUGCAAAAAGGGAUGCGGUUACUACGGCAACGCGGGUUGGCAGGGCCUGUGCUCCAAGUGCUGGAGGGAGGAGUACCAGCGGGUACGGCAGAAACAGAUCCAGGACGACUGGGCCUUGGCAGAAAAGUUGCAGCGGGAGGAGGAGGCAGCGUACGCCAGCAGCCAUGGAGCCCAGUCCCACUCCCAGUCCACGGCACCACAAGCACACCCGGGGCAUGCCUCACUGGGAUCCUUCUCCAAGUUUGAGGAGAAGAAGACCAACGAGAAGACGCGGAAAGUGACCACCGUUAAGAAGUUCUUCAGCCCCUCGUCGCGUACUGCUCCCAAAAAAGAAACCCCAGAGGGCAAGUCGCCCAGUCCGUCGAUCAGCCGCCGUGCCAGUUUAGACACCGACCAGGUGUCCAAGGACUUUGCGGACUACUUGAAGAAUCUCCAGAAGCCCGGCCGGGAGAUCCAAAAGCAGUGCCGGGCUUUCAUCGUGAACAUGUCGAGCAAGAAGGACCUGGGUGCCGACGAGCUGUCUGAGUGUGUUCAGGAUUUCUACCAGAGCUUGGCCGACCGCCUGAUGGGUCACUACAAAGCCUCUUCAGAGUCUGUGGAGCAGGUGAUGGACCAAGUGGAAAAGUACAUAAUGACUCGUCUGUACAAGAGUGUAUUCUGUCCAGAAACCACCGACGAUGAGAAGAAGGACUUGACCACACAGAACCGGAUAAGGGCCUUACACUGGGUGACCAUCGAGAUGCUCUGUGUGUCCAUGGAUGAAGAAAUCCCUGAAGUCUCUGAGAACGUGGACAAAGCGAUAACAGACGUCAUUGAGAUGGACUCGAAGAGGGUCCCUCGGGACAAACUGGGGUGCAUCACGCGUUGCAGCAAACACAUCUUCAGCGCCAUCAGGAUCACCAAGAAGGAGCCCGCCUCCGCCGACGACUUCCUGCCCGCGCUCAUCCACAUCGUGCUCAAAGCCAACCCGCCGCGACUUCAGUCCAACAUCCAGUACAUCACCCGCUUCUGUAACCCCAGCAGGCUGAUGACCGGAGAGGACGGAUACUACUUCACCAACCUGUGCUGCGCGGUGGCCUUCAUCGAGAAGCUGGACGCUCAGUCGCUCAACCUUUCCCCGGAGGAGUUCGAGCGCUACAUGUCGGGCCAGGCCUCGCCGCGCCGCGACAGCUCGGAGGGCGGCCGCGCCGAGCCGCCGCCGCCGCCACCGCCGGUCGCCAUCAACCCCGUCCUGGCUCAGCUGAACCACAACCUGGAGGCGCUGUCGGGCCUCGGCAGGCGGCAGGACGCGCUGAUGGAGGCCGCUCGGGGCCUGCAGGCCGACCUGCUCUCCUGGCCCGAGAGCGUGCAGCGGGAGGUGGACCAGGUGCUGGAGAAAUACCCCCUGGAGGUUCGGUCUCGCACCCUUUCCGCCAUCGACGACAACAACGUGGACAACGACAACCUGCCGCCGCCGCUCACGCCCCAGGUGUUCGCCGGGUAGGGGAGGCUUCACUAACAUUUCAGAGGAAAGAGAGAGCAGCUCUCAGGUACGGUCGAUUACCUGGAUACGUUCCUUCAUCCCCACUUCGUGCUUUUACUCCACUAAAUUGAUUUGGUAAAUUUAGUUACUGUGUAGAUACAGAUUAAAAGUACUUAAUUUAGUUAACUUAUACAUUAUAAUGUAUUGUUAUAGGUUAGGCUAACCAGCAGUAUAUAAAGCAACUGAAAUGAUAUAUACUUUAGAUACCAGCUGCUACAUCAAUGUGAUUAACACGAUAAACAUCGUGUACUUCUGGUCAGUGACAAAAAGAAAAGGGACCAAAGGUCACCGGGAGAAACUCAAAGUGUUGACCAACGUGACUCUUCUUCUGCUCUUCAAUCACAUUUGCUGGUUUUUAUUUACCCUGGUACUUGGUUUGUCUGAAAAAACAACAGCGAGUCUGUAUUUUGGUGACGUGUUGUGUGUGUGUUUUUUUAAUCUCCAUUAGAGAGGUGAGGUGGCAGCGUGGUGCAGUACAAAGUGCUCUUGAUUUAGGGAAAGAUGUGUACGGUGCGAUGAACUUAACGUAUUUUUUCUCAAAAAAGACCAUUUUACGACUUGACUUUUGAAAGUAUCUUUUCAAAUUGACAUGAUUUGUCUCCCGUCAUCAACUACCGUACUUAUUUUUUGCAAAAUAAGGUCCCAUGGCAAAAAUAUGAAGGGGAGGGACUUUGCCUCUAAAUACGUUUAACAUGUGUGUAAAAUGUUGAACAUAAAUCCAGCUGUAACACAUUUAGAAGAAACACAGAACCACUGUGGAACAAUAUUCUCAUCAUUGUUGAGUAUGAAAUUAACUUUAAGAAGCUUGUUCUUUUAUCUUUAGCAACACAAUGAUUUAACGUUGUUCUCUGUUUGUAGAGUCGACUGUAUUCAACAGCUUAUUUACCUUCAUCAUUAAUCAGUUUUUGAAAUACAAAAGAUGAAAGAAAACUAAACCACAAUAUGUUUUAAAUAUUGAUUUCUAUGGUUUGCAUAUUGGCGGUAUGAGAUUGGAAAGGAUUGUCUGCUGCCCAACACGUGGUUUUGUUUUCGUGUUGACUCAUUUGCUUGAGGAUCUUUUUAGUAUUUUAAUUCAGCGACUUGUAAUACACUAAAAUAAUCUAUUACUGUAAAUUAUAAUGUGUACUUAUCAGGGCCCUUUUCGGCCAUUGACGGUCAAUAAUGUAAGAAAACCUGAAAUUAUCCAGUUAAUUCUAAUUUUAUCCUUUGAUGUCGUUUAAAAAAAAAAAAAACAUUAUUUGAAAGACCAGCGUGCUCUUAUUUUGAAAAAAAGGCCCAAUGAAUAGGUGGUGUCAAAACCACGUCUAGCGGUCAUUUACUUAUAUUUAUGUAUUUGGGGUGACUGCCAGUGACACAGGCAGUGUAAUGCAGUGACAAAUGGUGAAAUGAAUUGAGACCGAAAGUUUCAUUGAGCAGAUUUAUGAAGCUAACUUUUGUGUUCACAAUAAAGUUAUUGAUGAGAAUCACAUUUCAUGCGUUGCGCUGAAUGACAACAAAGCUCUACGGAACUAGUGUGUAAAUAUUCAAAUGAACCACAUUGUACUAAAGGUUGGUGAAUGAUGCUGAUGUUGGAAAAGGAUGUUGACAGUUUGAAAUAAAAUAAAGACACCGAAGUGACACUAAUUGAUCGGAGGUUUGAGGGGUCGAGGAGACGUUCAGAUUCAGUAAAAGUACCGAUGCCACACAGUAAAAAUUGAAAUUGAAAAUGUUAAAGCAUGCAGAGAGUAGAAUUAAACACAAGCCCAGAAAUACUAAAUCUAUAAAAGGUCACUGCUUUGCUGUUGUAUAUUUAAAACUGUUAUCUAAUGCCGUCUUUCACUAGAAAGCGUUUAUUUGGCAAAAAUUAGAAAUAUUUUGUGGUUUCAGUUUCUCAAAUGUGAUGUUUUGCCUUUCAAUAAAAACAUUUGAAAAUA